This is a messenger RNA of Hyaloscypha bicolor E, 1590 nucleotides long. RefSeq lists its product as uncharacterized. The transcript is spliced from 2 exons. Bases 1 to 1590 code for a protein of 529 amino acids. The record is from RefSeq and is a predicted model, not a curated record. NCBI's taxonomy places the organism in Eukaryota, Fungi, Ascomycota, Leotiomycetes, Helotiales, Hyaloscyphaceae.
AUGGGUCUCGUCAACAUCAGAGAGGUCUUCCCCCUAGGAGACAAUUCUAGCGAUACCCUCAUUGCAGGCGUGCAUUUCAAUCUUACGACAUUGAAGCACUGGAACUUCACGUAUUACUCUAAUGGCACUUUCUCAAAUGGCUCGUACUGCUUCCUCGCCUUCGAACCAUAUACCCCGCAUCUCCUCCAGAACGGAACCUUCCUCAACGAAACAUCAUGCUACUCCCCGAUCAACCCGAUGCACACUCGGUCGAAGAUUGGACUCUUCUUCGCGUGCUUCUUCGGUUUGAGCAUCAUGUUCACGUUUAUCAAUCUGCGAAAACACGGGAGGCUAUUCCUACCCAGAGAGAAACGAUUCCACGCGAUUGGAAGGAGGUGGCAGUGGUAUUGGAUGUUGGUAGUUGCUGCGUUUGGGAUCAUAAGUGCUAUUAGCGGGGUGGACGUCGAUCGAUAUUAUCUGCCGGAGUUACCGAUAGUGCUGAACAACUUCUUCUGGUUCCUUAUGCUGUCGACCACGAUGUGUAUUGUAUGGGAAAGUGUUCGGCACUGGGGAAGUUGGCAGGAAAGACAAUUGGUGGACCCGGACCCCUUUUCGCUCAGGCAGGAUGAUCGCCGAAGCAAGGUUGAAUUCUGGAUACCGUUGGUGUUUUAUUUCUUUGCUUGGAUGAAUUUCUUUAUGGUUAUUCCACGCCCUUGGGGAGCUAUUGAACUGCAACGAGACCCCGAACAAACAAAACAACACGCUGAACCAGCAGCAACAGAUCUCCGAUUCAAAGUAGCAGCCUUCUUCCUAUUCGGCAGCUGGCUUACAACCGUCUUUUCACUCUGGCAUUCGAUUAAGCACUACAAGGCUCGAAAUCGGGGAAUUUUCAACCGGGCCUUUGGUCUCAUCAAAUACAUGCCACCAAGAUUCCUUCUGACCAUGCCUCUCGCCUUAGUCAUGAUUGGAUACGAGGCUGCCUGCGCUUUUGAAUUUUCGAUAUCGCCCCUGAAAAUCGACACCAACUUAGGCUUCAUGUACGGUCUUGGAUGGGGUCCGAUCGCAAUGAUUAUUGUCGUCCAAGAGACAUAUGGCUACAUUGCUCCAAAUGAUGACAGGGAACUGAUACGCCAACGUCGUGUCCGGGGUGCCGAGAUUGACCAAGAGAUGGGAAUUACAAAGAAGCCGCAUUGGUGGUCAAGACUAAACGUUGAUAACAGACCGAUGAAUGUACAAGACUCUAUUGCAAGGAACGUAUCAGAAAUUGGAGGGGGACGAGCAACGACGAGGAAUUUAGAGAGGAGUAUCGAAAUGGGAAAUAUGCCGGCGUCUAAGGGGAGAGAUAGCAACAAACCUGCGCCGGAUAUUACGAGCCUUCGGGCGGCUGCAAACUUGCUAUUUCCAGCACACACUGGCAUGGAGGAAACCCAAGAGAGGUUUACGGAUCACCCAGAACCAGGAAGGGGGAGGACUGCCGCGAAUACUUCAACGAGAGCCGGUCCGACUACGGGAAAUGGAGUGAAUGAUAGGAGUGGCAGUAAUGAUAGCGCGGCGAGCGGGCUAACUUUAGGAGCGAGGCCGCAGCAGAUACGGAGUAUGUUAGAUGUGUAG